UCCAUUGGUUGCUUGGCUGAGAACCGAAAACAUGGUGGCCAUGGAAGGAUGUGAAAAGACAGCUGUUUGCUACGUUAGGUUAUAUUCAAUGGAGUGAUUUCUUUUUGUUAAGCACAAAUAUCGGUUCAUCGCUAUCGGCUCAGACGAGGAGACGAGUGUCGAUAGUAACAACAUGCGACAAUGAAGAGAUUCAACGAAUUUCUCGCGACUUGUGUCGUAUUGCAAUACUUUUGCCAUGUAUGCACUACACAUUUGCUCAUAAACGUCAAAAAUCAGGGUGGUGAUAUUCUUCUGGAAACAAUCUCGUCUAAUGUUACAGAAGAUUUGAUUACUCUAGAAUUCCAACGUUCCGAUGGCACGCUAGUCACACAACUCAUUGAUUUCAAAAAUGAAGUUCAAGUUAUAAAAGCUUUGGUACUUGGUGAAGAGGAACGCGGACAAAAUCAAUAUCAAGUCAUGUGUUUUGUGAAUCAUUUUUAUAAAGUAGAUUUUAUAUCUUCUGACGCAAUGUCCAAACUGCGUCAGAAAAAUCCAGGCACUGUACGUGUAGCGGAAGAAGACAGAGGUCAUGUCAAUUAUACAAUGGACUUGUUUCUGGAUGUAUCUCAAUCUAAAGAGAUCUCGAAGCAUGUUGCUACACUUUGCACAGAAGCAGCUGGAUCAACUUAUACUAGGAACGAUGAUAUAAAACAGUGGAUACAAAGACCAGGUUCUUCGGAAGAGUUACUCAUGGCAGCUGUAUAUAACUUUACAACUAUGCCACAAUCGGGCACAAAUGAUACGAGAUCACUAUUGGUCUCCAAAUGCGCUGACACAUCAAAUCUCUGGGCACCUUGCACAUGCUCUUUGGAGUUAUGUAUUGGUUGGUAUCCAUGUGGUUUAAAAUUCUGCAAAGGAAAGUCUGAUGGCAAGAAAAUAGCCAGCACGUACCGAUGUGGUAUAAAAACCUGUAAGAAAUGUUUUAUAUUCUCAUAUUAUUCUAAAAUGAAACAGAAUUGUCUAUGGGACGAAUGACGUAUAAGGACACUGUAGAUUGAAAUUUUUAAUAUGAAUUGAAAAUAUUAAUGCAUGCAGCAUAAUAGAAAAGAAACU
This is a messenger RNA of Formica exsecta, 1092 nucleotides long. RefSeq names its product out at first protein (gene oaf). NCBI's taxonomy places the organism in Eukaryota, Metazoa, Arthropoda, Insecta, Hymenoptera, Formicidae. The transcript has 4 exons. Bases 181 to 1014 code for a protein of 277 amino acids. The record is from RefSeq and is a predicted model, not a curated record.